Messenger RNA from Monosiga brevicollis MX1, 396 nucleotides. RefSeq lists its product as uncharacterized. Gene Ontology annotation, cellular component: BORC complex; BLOC-1 complex; gamma-tubulin complex. The record is from RefSeq and is a predicted model, not a curated record. Lineage: Eukaryota; Choanoflagellata; Craspedida; Salpingoecidae. Gene Ontology annotation, biological process: lysosome localization; endosomal transport. Bases 1 to 396 code for a protein of 131 amino acids. The transcript is spliced from 4 exons. Gene Ontology annotation, molecular function: gamma-tubulin binding.
AUGGCCGACACCAAGCCCGCCCCGGUCGAUUCGGCAAAGGCAGAUAAUGCUACUGAAGCGGCGGCGCACACGCAGUCGAGUGCUGAGCGCCUGCUCAGUACCGUCAGUCAGUAUGCCAACGCGGAGUUUGAAGGUACGCGCUCGGAAUAUGCGCUUCUGACCAAAUUAAACAACGCGGCAGCCGGGGAAUACGGCGAAUGGACCGAAAAGCUGGCACAUGCUAACGACAGUGCCCUGCAACUUCAGCAAACAUACGAGGAAGUACAACCAGCCUUGCAACUCAUUGACAACUUGGCCACAUCGGUCGAAACCUUGUUGGGCACGGCACAACAGUUGGACGAGUUUUCUCGAGAGCUCGAGGCACGUCUUCGUCAGGCUACUCGUGCCAAAAAUUAG